Molecule: messenger RNA, 984 nt
Organism: Microstroma glucosiphilum
Lineage: Eukaryota; Fungi; Basidiomycota; Exobasidiomycetes; Microstromatales; Microstromataceae
Exons: 3
Coding region: 1-984 (327 amino acids)
Source: RefSeq, a predicted model, not a curated record
AUGAAUUUGGAUCAGAUCAAUCGGGACUCGGACCCUCACAAUGUCCAGUACCUCCUCUCCGUGCUGCGAGAGUCCACGGGAGGAGGAGGAGGAGGAGGAGGAGGAGGAGGAGGAGGAGGGGAGGAAUCAACCACCAGCACUCACGUUAAUUCAAUGAGCGCAGCACCCCCCGCCUCUUCUUCCUCUGCAACCCCGUAUCUUCCUUCUUCACACGUAGAAUCCUCCGCAUCAGCUCGGUCUGGAGACCCUAGGAAACGGCGGCCCGUAGGGGUAGCGUCGGAGAAUGCCCGUGGGAUGGAGCAACGAGGAGCACAGGCGAGCACCAGCACCUCUUCACUACGAGGUCCGCCUUCUCCAAUUUCCACUCCAAGGACAAGCGCAAGUGCUGCUGCCGCCCUUCCUAUCGGGCAUUCUCCCCAAUCACAGCCACGCUCCAUCCUCAAAGGCUCUGCAGCCCCUCUUGCACCUCCCCCAUCAGCAGCAGCAACAGCAGCCUCAGCCUCGACCUCAACUUCAAGCCCGCCCUCGGAAGACCUCUCCCACCUCUCCUCAACAUCUCCGCAGACCCUUCCACACCUAAAGCGUCUAGCCUCCUCGGCCCUAUUCCUACGCGCACUCAUGACGCUCAAGCGGGAGCAAGACGAGUUGGAGCGGGCGCUGCAGAGAGAGUGGGGGAGGUUGGAGGAGAGAUACAAGAUGGGUGCAGAUGGUGUGGGCGUGGGCGUGGGCGCGGGAGGCGGAGGCGGAGGCAAGGGAGCAGGAGCAGGAGCAGGAGCAGGAGCAGGAGGAACGGCGGCAUUAGAGAGGGAAAAGGAGAGGUGGAAAGAAAGGGCACUCCAGCGGUGGGAUUGCGUAGCCGAGAGGCAGCAGGUGCGAUUAAAGGAGCUCAAUACGCCCGGCUUUUACCCUACAAAGUCCCCAGCGGCGAGGGCUAAACAGCGCAAGAUCCUCGAUUUGAUCAGUGGGCUCAUCGAGAGCGGAUAG